Molecule: messenger RNA, 1583 nt
Organism: Lasiosphaeria miniovina
Lineage: Eukaryota; Fungi; Ascomycota; Sordariomycetes; Sordariales; Lasiosphaeriaceae
Exons: 2
Coding region: 436-1191 (251 amino acids)
Source: RefSeq, a predicted model, not a curated record
CACAUCACGCAUUGUCACCCCAACACCAACAAAAGUAGGCCUUACGUACCGAGACCUGUCUUCCACUGGGCAUAAAUAGGCCUUACUCCCCGCAACAGAAUUGCAGGGAAGUAAGGAUCUUGAGGCCAAAGAAGACUAUUAUUGCGUACUAGCACUUCGUUCCAGCCAUCUUGCCUCAGCGAUCUUGCCUUAUUACAGGCAGAUCUCCUUGUCAAUCGAUCGACGAUUCGACGCGUCUCCGAAAUUGCGAGUGGUCCACAAAUUGGCGGAGUAAUUAUUCCGGGAUCCCCAGCACCCCGGGCGUAGUUGAUUGCUGGGCAAUAAUUGCUUUUUGCCCGUAGCCUUGACUGGUCUUUCGAUGGGCUGAGGAGGAUUUCGAUGAGCUGAGCAGGACACGAAUAAUCUUUCACACCAUCACAUCACAUACCGAUCAUCAUGUCUCCAACAACUAUCCGCCAACAUCAUUUCUUCACUCCGACGGCGCCGGUCGAGGAGAUGAAGGAAGAUCCUGACGCAGAUGGCCAUCCUGGGGCAGACCCGGACACAGACGAUGAUCAAGAAUGCGCCCCGCCUCCACCGGCGUCUCAGUCGCACUUCGCCAAGUUUGAAAACUUCAAGCCCGACGACGGGGCGGCGUUUGACGACGAGUUUGCGCGCCUCGCGUCGUCACAGGACUGGGUAGCCGGCUCCCAGGAAUACACGCGCGAGCGGACCAUUGCCAUGCGCGAGGAGAUGAAGCGGCACUUCUUCUCGCAGCAGCCCGCGACCAUCAAGGAAGAAGAAGGUGACGAGCCCGAGCUCACCGACGAGGACAAGCUCAGGGGCUACCAGGCUCUGUGCGCCGAGGUCGGCAUAUUACCCAGCGACAAGAUGGACGAGUGCAUAAAACAGCUCAAGAGCAAGCUCGUCAACAUUGUCGAUCUGAUCGAUAUCCGGCGAACGGGCAAGAAGGUUGAGGUGUGGCCGUGGGAAAGGUUUCAGGAGUUUUGCGAAUACACGCUUGAAGACGAGCACAGGAUCAGUAUUGAUGAAGCGAAGAAGAACGGCGGAUUCCUGACGGCGCUGCUGCAGAAGAUUCGGACUCGCGGCGGUCCUGGCUCUCGCCGCCGCAGAAGGGGCCCCAGGAAGGAUGGUUCCGGGAGCUUUGGUUCUAGGGUCGUGUCGGGGCGCGUGGCCAAGACGGAAGGUUGACGCAUCAUUAAAAUCUCGGUCUCGAGUAAUAUUGCCCACUUAAUCUCACGUACACCAAGGGCAGCAUGCAUUAAUAUAUCCCCUGCACUUUAUAGCCGAGAUCUCGUCCGAUAACACAAGAAAAUACACUGGUCAACCAACCACAUAAUACGUGAGAUCACCAUCACGCCGCCAACUUCUCCCCCUCUCCCUCACCAAGGCGCUCGACGGUGGCCUCGACCUUCUCCGUCAUCAGCUCGCCGACGCCGCGCAGACAGGCCACGGCGACGGUCGCAAGAAAAACAAACGGGAUGAUGGACGCCCACGCGAGGCGGUACGCCUCGUUGUACUGGACCCUGCUCUCGGCCACGGCCGCGGCCCACGCAGCCGGCGACGCGCCCGCAACACCGUCC